GAUAAGUUAGUUGCCCGCGGCGCUGCACCCACAAAGCACGGGCGCGGAGGGAGGAAGUGCACUGAUAACUUGACAUUAUCACACGAAGUCGAUCAAAAAACUCCCUUAACUCAGUGUUGUAUAGGAUUUCGUUGACUUGAGAGCGUUCGGUGGGGAUAAGAGCGGCGGGGACACCUUGCUGAUAAACUGUCAAGAAACGAUUAAGUUGUAGUUCCGUUGAGUUUCAUGUUCCGACAUUACCCCAUCAAUUCGAUCAAGAUACCCCUUUUAACAUAGUGCUGGGGUACCGUUGACGUGUGUUAAGAAUAAUAAAAGUAGCGGAGAAACCUUACUGAACUAACAAGAAACUCCUUAAAUUACCAAACGUGAAAAUACCUGAAAAAGCCUGAAUUGUCCUUUGAGUCAGUGUUGUACGUUGACUUGUGUUGUGUUGAGUUCGUGGGCGUAAGAGAGACAGAAAAGAGUGGCCACACCUAAGAAGCGUUGCCGAUAGACUGACACAGACUGACAUUAUAGUGCAUGAAGAGAAUCAACCUAAACACAGUGUUCCAGUUUCGUUGACUUACUGUGUUGUGUUGUGCUCAGAGUCACAUAUAAGUGGCAGAAAAAGUGUUACUAAUUGUGUUUCGUGGUAUUUCGUGAUGGCCUGCGUGUUGAGCGAUAAACUGAUUGCAUGAAACGACGGGACAGAGAAAGCAAUGCAGUGAUGGUGAUGGCGUGUUUGGGAAAGAAGUGGUGAUCCGAGGAGCCGCCAGCCACCUACCUAUAUAUGUGUGUAUGUGUGCGUGUGUUUACGACUGAGGCAUGAAGAAGAAAGCAGCGCUGAGCGGCGCCACACGCACCGUCUACAUCAACCAACAACCUCCUCCCCCUACUCCUGCCGCCCCGCCCUCGCCGUCUCUAGGCUCCGAUGAUGCCAGCCCCAGUCCACCUCCGCCUACGCCGCCGCCUAACCUCCCCCGCUAUGCCACAAACAAGGUCACCACGGCCAAAUACACGGUGGUCACCUUCCUGCCCAAGAAUCUCUUCGAACAGUUCCGGCGGUUGGCCAACUUCUACUUCCUGUGUCUGGCCAUCAUCCAUAGCACGAUAGACAGCCCCGUGUCCCCCCUGACGAGCAUCCUGCCGCUGCUCUUCGUGGUGAGCGUGACGGCCGUGAAGCAGGCGUACGAGGACUGGCUGAGGCACCGGGAGGAUGACAAGGUUAACAACGCCCCCGCCACGGUGCUCAGGGACGGCCAGGCGAAGAGGGUCAAAUGGCACCAGAUCCAUGUGGGGGACGUGAUCAAGGUCAGCAACAGGGAGGAAUUUCCGUGUGACCUGCUGCUGCUGACCUCAUCUGACCCCGAGGGCAAGUGUGACGUCACCACGGCCAACCUGGACGGCGAGACCAAUCUGAAGGUGUUUGCGUGUCCAUCAGAAACCAGGGACUUGCAGAACGAGUAUGACCUCUGGAACCUGCGGGCGACGGUGCAGUGCCAGCUCCCACACGCCAACCUCUAUGACUUCAAGGGUCGGCUGGACGUGUACCGCGGCGACGAGCGACCGGACACGACAUCGCUGGCCACCGACAACUUGCUGCUGCGGGGCGCCAGGCUCAGGAACACGGCCUGGGUCUACGGCGUCUGCAUCUACACAGGGAAGGACACGAAGAUGGCCCUCAACUCCAAGAUUAAAAGCAACAAAUUCUCCACGAUAGACAAGUCCAUGAACUACUUCCUGGUGUUCUUCUUCGUGUUCAUGGUGUUUGAGAUCGUCCUGUGCACCUUGCUCAAGUACCAAGUGUUUAACCAGGAGGUCAUCGACAGCAUGUGGUAUUUGGGCCCCCAAUCGAACGUGACCGAGACAGCAGUGACAGCCAAGGACGUAUAUCAGGACAGUGUCUCCUUCCUCGUCAUCUUCAGCUACAUCAUCCCUGUCUCCCUCUACGUCACACUGGAGAUCGAGAAGUUCCUGGGCACACUCUUCCUUCAGUGGGACGAGGAGGUGACGGGCACGGGGGAAGACGAGGCGCCCAAAGUCAACACCUCAGACCUUAACGAGGAGCCCGGACAGAUGGAGUUCCUGUUCUCGGACAAGACGGGGACGCUGACGGAGAACAUCAUGACUUUCCGGCGGUGCUCCGUGAACGGCCGCAGUUACGUGGACGCCGACGGGAGGCUGCACUCGGCGACCACAGCUGAGGGCGAGGACGGCGUAGGGGAGGAGAUCACGCAGAUGACGGACGAGCUGGUGGCGUUCCUGGUGACCCUCGCCCUGUGCCACACGGUGCAGGUCACGGCCAAGGCGGCGCCGGAGCAGGAGCUGGCGGUGAUGAAGGCCAGCGAGGAGAGCGUGGAACUUCAAGAGCUGGGUCCCGAGUACCACGCCUCCAGCCCCGACGAGAAGGCCCUGGUGGAGGCGUGUGCGAGGUACGGCGUGGUCUUCCUUGGCAAGCGGGAGGACAAGCUGAGCCUCAAUGUGCGCGGGGAGACCAGGACGUACACGCGACUGCAGAUCCUCGACUUCGACUCAGACCGCAAGUGCAUGUCGGUGGUGGUGCGCGAGGAGUGGUCGGGGCGGCUGUGGCUGCUGACCAAGGGCGCGGAGAGCAGCGUGCUGAGGCGCUGUCACGUGGCGAGCGAGGACGAGCAGCGGAGCCACGACGCCACGGCGGCCCACAUCGACGACUACGCCAUGCUGGGUCUCCGCACGUUGGCGGUGGGGCGGCGCGAGAUCAGCGACAAGCAGUACAAGGAGUUCGCGGGGCAGCUGUUCAAGGCCCGCUCGGUUCUGGAGGAUCGCGAGGCGGCGGUGAGGAAGGUGACGGACCUGAUGGAGGCGGAGUUGACCCUGCUGGGCGCCACCGGCGUGGAGGACCUGCUACAGGAGGGUGUGCAGGAGACGCUGGAGGCCCUGCGGGUGGCCGGCAUCAAGGUGUGGGUGCUGACGGGCGACAAGGUGGAGACGGCGGUCAACAUCGCCUACUCGUGCGGCCACUUCAAGAAGUUCAUGACCGUGCUGACCCUCACCGGCCUGCAGGACCCCGAGCACGCCGCCGCCAGGCUGCAGCAGUGCACGGAGGAGACGCAGGCCGAGGGCUCCUACGGCCUGGUGGUGGACGGCGCCUCGCUCGUCCUCCUCCUCGACCACCUGGCGGAUGAGUUCUACGAGCUGAGCCGCGUGUGCUGGGCCGUCGUGUGCUGCAGGAUGUCGCCGAGCCAGAAGGCGGAGACGGUGAAGCUUGUCAAGAAUUCGAAAGACUCCCCGCGCUGCGCCGCCGUCGGGGAUGGAGCUAACGACGUGUCCAUGAUACAGGAGGCGCACUUCGGGAUAGGCGUGAUGGGCAAGGAGGGGCGGCAGGCGGUGAGGUGCGCGGACGUUGGUCUCGCGCAGUUCCGGUUCCUCCAAAAGCUCUUCUUCGUUCACGGCCACUGGAACUACAUCCGUAUGUCCACCUUUGUCAACUACUCCUUCUACAAGAACCUCGCCUUCAACACUCCCAUGGUCUUCUACUCUGGCUGGAGCGCCUACUCGACUCAGAGCGUGUACGAGGGCUUCAUCCUGGUUUCCUUCAACAUGACCUGCACCUUCCUCCCCGUCCUCGCCUACGGACUCUUCGAACAGAACCUGCCCGCCGACCUGCUCAUGGCACGCCCGCACAUCUACAAGCGACUCGCCGGAAACUCCUCGCUCACCUGGACGCGCUUCCUCAAAUGGAGCAUAUUCGGCUUGUGGCACGCGGUGGUGAUGUACUUCGGGCUCAUGCUGGCCUGUGAUGACGACACCUGCGGGUUACCUCACGGCCAGACCCCCGACCUCUACCUCUUCGGCAUGGCCAUGGGCACCCUCUGCACCUGCGUCGUCAACUUCAAGAUCACCAUCGAGGCCAACCACUUUAACGUGAUGUACAUCCUCUCCAUGGUCAUCACGCUCGUUGGCUAUGGGAUCCUCUACAUCAUCUAUUGUGGCAUCGGCGUGGAGCCGUUCGUUAAGUUCGGCAUCUUCGGCGUGUACUACCGGAUGUUCGAGAAUGCGGCCCUCAACCUGGCCUGCCUCGUGCUGGGGGUCAUCUGCCUCCUCCCUGACCUCCUCGACAAGAUCUACAGGCACUCCACGGACCACGAGAUGCGGCAGUGGCGGUGGAUGCAAGAGCAGAAGAGGAAGGGGAAGUGGAAGGAAAGGAGCAGCACUUUAUCUGAAGGGAAGGACAACAUGGGAUUCCACCCUGAAGGGAAGUUCCUGAGCACCUGGUUGGAGGCCGUCGAGAAGGAGGAGAAGACCAGCGAUGGCUUAAACGACGGGGAGGAAGCAGACGACGGGACUACUAUGAAAAAUGGGGUGCCUUUUACGGAACUUUAAGGACACAAUAUUAAACUCUUCGGAGCCUUAGUGCAUCUCUUUAAAAGGCUCUUGAGGAAGUUGUCGGGGCUGUUUCAUGACCCUGGCGGUAGUUUUGCAAGGCUUCGGCGCUGUGAACGGGAAGAACACUCAUGACAACCCGAAAUAGCUCCUGGCCUUAAAAAAUAGUUGUAGCAAGAACCCGAGGCGAUUGAUAAUACCAGUUUUAGUCUGAGUCCCCCCUCAAACCACAGUCUCAGGAUGCCCGUGGGUGGAUAGCUGCUUGUGUUUACUUUUGUGGUGGAAGCUGAGGAGAUAAAAUUUUAAUGGCCGUUGAAGAUUGAUCGGUUUAUCUUGCUUUUUCUGGUUGUUGUUCUUCGUCUAUUACAUCUGUGGAGGAAGCUGAGAAGACAAUUGCUCGUUAGAAGUGGAUUGUUUUGUCUUGCUUAUCUAGUAGUGCUAUACCUAUUCAUCUGCUACGUCUGUGGAGGAAGCUGAAAACACAGAUGCUUGUUAGAAGUGGAUUGUUUUGGCUUACCUCAUCUGAUUCUUGUUCUUGUUCUUCAUUUUGUUCUUCUUCUGUCAUAUGAGAGUAUCCAAGAGUUAAACAAACCAGCAAAUUAGCAAAAAAAAUUCAAUAAUCUGUCCCUACUUAGACACAGAUUUAGGGGCCAGAGUUUUGCGAUGCACCAGUAACAAAAUUGACUCUUUUUUGUCUGUUUCGUGAGCAGGUUCCAGAAACACAGCACAACACUUGCCGUCGUUGGGCUAUUUUAUUUUAUUUAGUUUGUGAAAGACUCGUAAUGUAGGCUAGUAGGUAAUUUAAUUUAUUUCGUCCAGAGAUAAUUAUUGUUUUUUUGUUUUGUUUUUGGUUGAAUGUAUUUAAUUGUCGGUGUUGUUGUUGUUGUUGUUGUUGUUGUUGUUUAAGUGUACAGUUGUAAAUAAUAUAACGUAAUUAGUGCCCAAGUUAUUCAUUCAUGUGUGUGUGUGUGUGUGUGUGUGUGUGUGUGUGUGUGUGUGUGUGUGUGUCAUCUUCCCCAUCAUCACCACCACAACAAUGCUCAUUAUAAUCCUAGUCGUCGUCCUCAUCCUUGAUCCUCGUCGUGUCGUAAGUCGGAAUAAACAAGAGUCGUAUCUCGGUAACAAACUGUCGUACGUCUGAACUGAGAAGUGUCGUAUCUCGGUAACAAACUGUCGUACGUCUGAAUUGAGAAGUGUCGUAUCUCGGUAACAAAAGUGUCGUGUGUCUGUGGUUUGUUGAAAUAAAGUUGUACUAUUUCAG
This is a messenger RNA of Eriocheir sinensis (Chinese mitten crab), 5602 nucleotides long. RefSeq names its product phospholipid-transporting ATPase IF-like. Gene Ontology annotation, molecular function: ATP hydrolysis activity; ATPase-coupled intramembrane lipid carrier activity; ATP binding. Gene Ontology annotation, cellular component: plasma membrane; trans-Golgi network; endoplasmic reticulum. The transcript is spliced from 26 exons. Lineage: Eukaryota; Metazoa; Arthropoda; Malacostraca; Decapoda; Varunidae. The record is from RefSeq and is a predicted model, not a curated record. Gene Ontology annotation, biological process: phospholipid translocation. The coding region runs from base 805 to 4341 and encodes 1178 amino acids.